AUGGGUGGCAUUCACAAGAUUGUUUCUUCUCCGAGUUUCCCGGUUGUCGUCUGUAUCUUCAUGUGGGCCUUUAGCCAUGUGGGAAUCAUCAAGGUAAUUGCUAUUUACUUGGAUGAUAUCAACAUCGAACUUGGAUCUUCACCGACGGACAUCGGAGUGGCACUUGGUCUCCUCAAUGCAUCCUGCUUCUUUUUGUGUCCGAUAACUGCUGCCCUCUUUCGACACAAUUCUAUUCGGCGUAUGCUUCUCAUAUCUGGUGCAUGCUUCCCCGCCAUAGGAGUGGCAUUGACGUCCAUUGCAACAAGCAGCACUCAGGUUGCCAUCUACAUGUCAAUAACGGGUUUAGGAAUUGGAACCUUGAUGGUCGUUACUAACGUGACAUUGCAUUGGGUGGCCAAGGAAAACUACAAUCUAUAUCUAAGCAUCGGGCUGAUCGGCUAUGGCCCUGGAAUGGUUUUAUUACCACUGUUAGCAGAGUACCUGCGGGGACCCUACGGUUGGAGGGGUGGACUACUCAUUACAAGCGCUCUCUUGGCAAACUUCAUACCAUGCGCAGUCGGGAUGACGUUAGAGACACAUGAGCACUACGCAAAGUGGAAUGACCCUAAGAGUGACUACCGGUCAUUAUCAAGUGACAGUGAUGGAAGUGAUAGCGAAGAGGGGCAUAAACAUCGCGAAAUAGAAGGCAAAUCUUACCUUUUGCGACUUUAUCAAACGAUGAUUAACAGCUACCGUCAAUCGGAUUUCUUCAACGACAAGAUCUUUAAUGCAGUUCUUGGCCUAGAUUUCGCGUUCUACAUGGUUUACUGCUGUUGGCAUUCCUUUCUUAUACCGCAUGCCCUACAGGAAGGAAUCUCUACCAAGAACACCAUCAUUCUCACUUUGGUUGCGGCAAUAGGGAAUUCCGUCAGUAGGGGUGGAGUAGGUGUCCUAACCAACAACUGGUUUAAUCCUACAAUGGUCUUUCUCCUUGCUACAAUACUUAAUAUCGUUUCUCUCCUCAUCGAUGCGUAUGUCACGAACUACUACGUCAUGAUACUAACCUCAUGCCUCUCGGCUAUGUCAGUCGGAGGUAGGGCGACAGUAAGCAACGUUAUUUUGAGGGAUAGAGCAUCUCCCGACAAGUACGAUGUUGCAUAUGCAACAGACAAGAUUGUCGCUGGAAUUGGGACGUUUCUCGGAGGCUACCUUAGUGGUAUGAUUGCCGAUCACUUCUCUUCCUACAGUGCACCAUUCAAAAUGUUACCAUUAAUUGAAACCGUCGUGCUUGUCUUCAUAGUAGUCAUCAGAUGUAAUCCCAAGGCGGAAUCCAAAUAACUACAACAGAUUGUUAUCCCGAUAAUCAUCGAUAUCUUCAUUUUUUUGCCACCCUCAAUCGAUCGUUAUCUUCCUCAUAGCGACUAUCAGAUGCAAUACAGAAGCGAAAUGCAUGUCAUCAUUGCAAUUAUUAUUGCAACGAACUUAAUCAGGAGUGUAUGCACGAUUUUGCACCCUGGGAUGCCCAACCUAAUUUUGUGUAGGCUACUUGAAAAAUGGCGUCUCCUCCCCUCCAGGCGAACAUAGGUGCUUUAAAUGCUUGUAAAUUAUCUUAUUUCACAAUCACAUGAACAAAAGUAGGUUUACGGUCUCUACUGGUAUAUCUC
Messenger RNA from Lytechinus variegatus (green sea urchin), 1643 nucleotides. RefSeq names its product monocarboxylate transporter 6-like. The coding region runs from base 1 to 1317 and encodes 438 amino acids. Gene Ontology annotation, molecular function: monocarboxylic acid transmembrane transporter activity. The transcript has 5 exons. Lineage: Eukaryota; Metazoa; Echinodermata; Echinoidea; Temnopleuroida; Toxopneustidae. Gene Ontology annotation, biological process: transmembrane transport. The record is from RefSeq and is a predicted model, not a curated record.